GCGACGUGGCGUAGAAUGUUUCUACGUUUCGGCAUCCAGGACUCCAAUUUACAGUCCACGCCCCUAAUUCGGGCAACGAGGAAAAAUGCAUCCAUCGUGAUAGACUCGUAAUCCCGGCAGUCUCCUCUCCUCCCUGGCUAGCUAACUUCCAUUCCAUGUCGUCUCCACUUCGUCUCCCGUUUUAACCCAGCCUACGAAGAAUUCCAAGGACGCGCACAGCAAAGGGAAGAGGACCGAGAGAGAGAGAGAGAGAUCAGACAUGCGAGCAACAAUGGCGGCCCGGGGGCACGGGAGGAGGCUCGCGGCUGCGCUGUGGCUCGUCGUGGUGGCGGCGAGCGCGGCGUCGGCCCGGUUCGUGGUGGAGAAGAACGGCGUCAAGGUGCUUUCGCCGCGCUCGCUCCGUGGCCAUCACGAGGCCUCCAUCGCCAACUACGGCGUCCCGGACUACGGCGGCACGCUCACGGGCGUCGUGCUGUACCCGCAGGACGCCAAGCUCGCCACCGGCUGCGACCCCUUCGGCGCCGCCUCGCCCUUCAAGUCCCGGUCCGGCCGCCCCGUCGUCCUCCUCGUCGACCGCGGAGGCUGCUACUUCGCGCUCAAGACGUGGAACGCGCAGGAGGCGGGAGCGGCGGCGGUGCUGGUGGCCGACAUAGUCGACGAGCCGCUCUUGACAAUGGACACUCCCGAGGAGCAGACACCCGACAUGGCUUUCCUCGCCAACAUCACGGCCCCCUCGGCGCUCAUCUCAAAGCGCUUCGGCGACGCCCUCCGCCUCGCCGCCGCCGAUUCCUCCUCUUCCUCCUCCUCCUCCUCCGAAGAAGUCGUGAUCCGGCUCGACUGGCGCGAAUCCAUGCCGAACCCGGACUCCAGGGUCGAGUACGAGUUCUGGACCAACAGCAACGACGAGUGCGGGGCACGGUGCGACGAGCAGCAGUCCUUCGUGUCGUCCUUCCGCGGGCACGCGCAGCUGCUGGAGAAGUCCGGCUUCGCGGCCUUCACGCCGCACUACAUCACCUGGUUCUGCCCGGAGGAGUACCUGCAGACGAGGCAGUGCGAGGCGCAGUGCAUCAACAAGGGCCGGUACUGCGCGCCGGACCCGGAGCAGGAGAUCGGGGCCGGGUACGACGGCAAGGACGUGGUGCUGGAGAACUUGCGGCAGCUCUGCGUGCACCGCGUGGCGAGCGCCAGGAACGUGUCGUGGGUCUGGUGGGACUUCGUGGUGGAUUACCGUGUGAGGUGCUCGAUGAAGGAGGAGAAGUAUAGCCGGCAAUGCGCCCGGGAUGUGGUGAGUUCCCUUGGUUUGCCGGUGGAGAUGGUCGAGGAGUGUAUGGGGGAUCCUGAGGCCGACGCCGACAAUGACGUGCUCAGGACGGAGCAGAUUGUUCAGGUUGGACAGGGCAGCCGAGGGGACGUGACCAUCUUGCCGACGCUGGUGAUCAACAACGUGCAGUAUCGUGGCAAACUGGAAAGCACUGCAGUUCUCAAGGCGAUCUGCGCUGGUUUCAAGGAGUCUACCGAGCCUCCUGUCUGCUUGACACAAGACCUGGAAACCGACGAGUGUCUCAACAACAACGGCGGCUGCUGGCGCGACGACAAGACCAACAUCACAGCCUGCAAGGACACCUACAGGGGAAGGAUUUGCGAGUGCCCCGUGGUGGACGGCGUCCAGUACCAAGGAGACGGGUACAUGGACUGCAAAGCCGUCGGGCCCGGGCGUUGCGCCGUGGACAACGGCGGGUGCUGGAAGGGCACGAGGGACGGCAAGACCUUCUCUGCCUGCGCGGGUUCGGAGUCGCUGAGCGGGUGCAGCUGCCCGGCGGGGUUCAAGGGAGACGGGCUCCACUGCGAAGACAUUGACGAAUGUGGAGAGAAGCUGGCGUGCUCCUGCCCGAGCUGCUCCUGCAAGAACACCUGGGGCGGCUACGACUGCAGCUGCGGGAGCGGCCUCCUGUACAUCAAGGUCGAGGACACCUGCGUCGGGAAGAGCACGUCGGCGAUGGGGUGGCUGGCGACGGCGUUGGUGCUGUCCUGCCUCGUCGGCUCCGGGAUCGUCGGGUUCGCGUUCUACAAGUACAGGCUUAGGCGAUACAUGGACUCGGAAGUCAUGGCGAUCAUGUCGCAGUACAUGCCUCUCGACAGCCAGACAACCGAGAACCGGCCACUGAGGGAGGAGGCCGUGCAAGCGUAGGCAGUUGCAGGGGUUGAUUGCCAACAGUUUGCACUAGCCCUGAGGCUUCAAGAUUUUCGACGGAUGGUGAAUACCAUGGCUGUACAUUACAUAAGUUCCAUACAUAUUUACCUGACAGGAGCUCCUGCAUCAUCAGCUGCUUGGUGCUUUAUUAGUAGAGAAAGGUGCCAGAUAGAUUUUCAUACGGAUGCAGAGAUAGCGCAUAGAUGAUAGAUGAAGCAGUCCAUUACUGUACAAAAUUGAGAUCAUCAUGUACACUGCAGACAUAACAAGAAUGGCUGACGGUGAUAUGAGAGAACAGUAGGAUGUGUUGGUAUUUGUGAAUUUGUGGCAUGAAUAGAAGAAGAGUAAACAGAAAAGGCUUGCAUUGAA
This is a messenger RNA of Brachypodium distachyon (stiff brome), 2560 nucleotides long. RefSeq names its product vacuolar-sorting receptor 7. The transcript is spliced from 12 exons. The coding region runs from base 260 to 2188 and encodes 642 amino acids. Gene Ontology annotation, molecular function: calcium ion binding. The record is from RefSeq and is a predicted model, not a curated record. NCBI's taxonomy places the organism in Eukaryota, Viridiplantae, Streptophyta, Magnoliopsida, Poales, Poaceae.